This is a messenger RNA of Emiliania huxleyi CCMP1516, 1533 nucleotides long. RefSeq lists its product as hypothetical. Lineage: Eukaryota; Haptophyta; Isochrysidales; Noelaerhabdaceae. The coding region runs from base 23 to 1186 and encodes 387 amino acids. Gene Ontology annotation, molecular function: chloride channel activity. The transcript is spliced from 2 exons. The record is from RefSeq and is a predicted model, not a curated record.
CUGGGCCCUUCGCACUAGGCACAUGCGCGCCUUGAACGAAGGCCCCACAUCGCCGACGUCGACGGAAAUCAGGGGCGCGGCUCCACUCCUCCGCGGGGCAGGGGAGUCGGAAGAUAUACCGCUCCAGCAGCGACGGUGUGCUGCGGGGUCUCUCGACAAGUGGAGUGGGCACGCCACGGCUCGGCAUUGGCUCCCGGGGCUGAGUUUGAUCCGCCUCUCCCGCCCCUUCCUGUACCAGCCACUGGCCUGCGUGACGGUCCUCUCCCUCCUCGUCACCUUUCUCGGAGCGGAGUACGGAUACGCAACCCUCGACGUCGCUGCGGACAUCUCGCUCGGCGUCGGCACACCCCUCGCGCUGCUGCUGGCGUUCCGGCUCAACAUCAGCUACACGCGCUGGCUCGAGGGCCGCACACUCUGGGGCAAGCUCGUCGAGAGCUCGCGCUCGAUCGUCAGCACGGCCGUCUCCGCCACGCUCGCCGCCCAGUCGGACGGAUGCGGAGGCGAGGAGGCGAGGGCGACGCAGGAGCGCGCGCGCGAGGUGGCCGGCUGGUGCGUCGCCUUCGCCUACUACCUGCGAGGCCGGCUGCACGACGACGACCCGGCGGAGGCGACGCCCGCGGUGCAGCAGCUCCGCGACGCCCUCGAGCGGCUCCUCGGCGCGCGCGCCGUCGACGAGCUCGAGGCGGCACGGGCGGCAGGGCGCAACGUGCCGCUGCGCGUGCUCUGCCGGCUCCGCGGCUCCGCCUCGCGCCUGCUCCGCGGCUGCGGCGGCGGCGGAGCCGGGCCUGCCGGCUCGGCGUCGGCUCUUCUCGCGUCGGAGCUGCUCGUCGGGGCUCGCGACGAGGAGCUGUUCGGCACGCUGUCGGGCUGCGAGCGGCUGACCAGCACGCCCACCCCGCCGGGCUACGUCGCGAUCCUCCGCUCCGCCCUGCUCGCCUUCCUCGUCCUGCUCCCCUUCAUCGUGGCGGAGCUCGGCCUGGUGGAGGUGCCCGUCUGCCUGCUCACCUCGCUGAUCCUGCUCGGCAUCGAGGACGUGGCCGUCCAGCUCGAGGUGCCCUUUGGUGACGACGAGAACGACCUCCCGCUCGCCCACUACUGCGUCGCGCUCGAGGCCGACCUCGCAGAGCUCCUGGACCUGCUCCCCGCGCCGGACGACGGGCUUGCGGAGCCGCCAAAGAAUGCCUGACUGACAUAUUCCUGCCUAAGCGCACGCACAUGACUUGUAAAAGCAUGCCAACAGUGUCAAACAUCGGUCGGCUCUUGCGUCUUGGGUAUCGUGGCGCGCGGCGGCGCCUGGAGGGGAUCCUCACUCACGGUCACUCACUCAACUCACUCUCUCUCUCUCUCACGCAGACAGACUACAGACAGUCACACACACUGAAACAGGCCCCCCGACCGCGUCGAACUCAUCGGCGCGGGCUCUCUCGGCUACGGGACCGGCCCCAGCUUCGGCUGAGGGCUAACAAGCUGCCGAGCCCAAAUCACUGUGGUAGUCGUGAUUUCUUGUUGGUUCUUGGUUUUCAAAAAUCUCUC